This is a messenger RNA of Ictalurus punctatus (channel catfish), 2829 nucleotides long. It is a transcript of the gene cenpt, whose product is annotated as centromere protein T. The transcript is spliced from 13 exons. Lineage: Eukaryota; Metazoa; Chordata; Actinopteri; Siluriformes; Ictaluridae. Gene Ontology annotation, cellular component: kinetochore. The coding region runs from base 165 to 2540 and encodes 791 amino acids. The record is from RefSeq and is a predicted model, not a curated record. Gene Ontology annotation, molecular function: DNA binding; protein heterodimerization activity. Gene Ontology annotation, biological process: chromosome segregation; kinetochore assembly; mitotic cell cycle.
GCGUGACGGCUGCGCGGGAGAUGACGUCAUCGCGGCGUCUCUUUGAAUCUCCUGUUGCCGUUAGAAGUGAAGACUAAGCGCUGUAUUCAAGUGAAACUUUGGAGCUAUUCUUCUGUUUAUAUAUAUAUAUAAUUAUAAUUAUAAACAUUUGAGGGAACUCACCAAUGGACUCCGGGGAAGAAGAGGACGUGUCUGCCCGAGUUUUACUCAGAAAUGUUCUGCACACAGAAACACAGCGGUCUCCAGUCACCAGGAGAAUGUCUCGUGAACAGUCACACGUACGGAGGAGCUCCAGACUGAGGAACACGCCCGCUGAGACGCCUCACGUCGCUCUCCGUCACAAACUCAAGCAGAAGCUCCGCGAGACGGCCACGAGGUCUCCGGUCCCACCCAGUAAACGUGCGAGGUCUCAGAGCGGGACGCUGAAGACACCGGUGGCACGUUUGACCCCUGUGCUGUACGAUGAUGACGACGUCACGCCCCGCGGGCUGCUCAGGGGCAUCAUCCAGACUGAAGCGGAGGCGUCUCUGCUGCUGUCCGGUCAGACAGCGUUACCUCACAGGGAUCAGCAGGACGUCGAGACCAGUAUCCAUGCCAACAGACGCAGUGAUGGCGCGUCAGGACUCGAGCUGCCUGACUUAGCCACAGAGCCGCUGACUCAGGUGAUCCGCGGGAUGAGCCGCAGGAGGCCGCCGCCCACUUUUAACGUCUCCACUUUCGAGAAACAACUGGACCAGCCAUCAGGUGAAGACGAGGAGAUGGACGUCCCUCAGGAGAAUCCAGAUGUCAGUAAGGAACAGGAUCUCUCUGCCGGUUCGAAAAGCGUCCUCAGCCUCACCUUGAAGACGCCGUUCGUGAACCUUCGGUCCGAUAGAGCCGGUCUGAGGCGGAAAGCGGCCGGACGACGGAGGCAGGUUUCCGUGGACGCGUUCGACGAAGCCAUCCAGAAACGUCUAGAGAGACAUCACAACCAAGAUUACACAGUAGUGCAGGAUGGGAGAACUCUCCAGGACUCGGACUUGCACAAGUUGACUCUGGGUUUGAGUAACACCACGGUCCCGGAGCUCACCACAGACAUGAUGAUGAGCAACACAGAGCUCUACGCCCAGCCACAGGCCUCCAUGUCCCAGCUGAGAGGCGUCGAAGGAGGCGUUACGGAUGCUGAGAUGAAGAGAGAUGAUGAUGAUGAUGAUGGACGAGAACUUCAAGAUGUCGCCCAAGAUCAACAAACCCUGAGUGAGAGAAACAUCUCUAAACCUCAUGCAGAUCCUUCAGAAGACCCGGAUUCUGAUUCUGAGGGUCAGAAAGAGGAGGGCGAGGUGGAAACGAUACCGCCGUCACAAGAGAGCGACGCGGUGUCUUUGAAUCCCGAGGAUAUCCAGUUGGCUCCGACGCAGGACAUGGUGGAUCACGUGUCUCAGCCUCAGGAGCAGGAGGAGUGCGAGUCUGCGAUACAGGACGCUCAGGUAGAAGAAAUGGACCAGAGAGAAGGCGAGAGCCUUCAGGAGGAGGAUGAGAAGCCAUCGCUUCUGCCUCAGCGAAUCACACGGAGAGCGUACCGCUCCGAGGGCGGAGCCAUCGCGAGCGGAGUGAUGGAAAGAGGCAGAGGUACGAAGAGCCUCGGGAUGAAUCACGAUCCCACGGAGAAACAUCUGCAGACUUUCGCUGGUGGAACGGAGCUGGAAGAAUUCCAAGUCAGCGUGGAGGAAGAACCACAUCGCCGCCCCGCGUCGUCCUCCGCCGUCCACACCACAAAGCCUUCGUCAUCUGUGACGCACCAGGACAGUUUGGUGCAAAACCCUGACGAGGAUGACGAAGUUAUUCAAGAUAUCGACCAAUCAGGAAGCGAGGAAAUUGUGGUGUCUGUCCAUGUUAGCCCCAUGGUGGACUUUCCUGCUGCUGAGGAAAAGCAGGAGGAAGAAGUACAGGAACAUCAACAACAGGAAGAGGAGGAAGAAGAACAGGAAGAGGAAGAGCAGGAGGAAGAGAUGGAAGAACAGGUACAGGAGCAGCCCCAAGAAGCGGAGGAAGAGCAGGAAGAUGCACAGAGCGAAGAGCUCUCGAUGCAAACUCCAGGUUUUAUUAGACAAAGGAAGCAGGUAGCCACUCCCGGUGCUCUGGCCACGCCCACCAUCCUCAAAGCUCUGAAUGCUGGUCCUGCCCCAAAGGUUGUGAAGCCACGCCCGAAACGCCAGCCUCAGCGCGUCUCCUCCGGCGUCCUCCCGAAAAGCUACGUCAUGAGCGUGUUUAAACACUUCGCCAAAACGAAGGUCUCUAGCGACGUCUAUCCCGUCAUCAACGACAUACUGCAGCGGUAUUUCGAUCGUAUGGCGGAGGAUCUGGAGGCGUAUUCCGCUCACGCGAAGAGGAAAACCAUCGAGGUUGAGGAUGUUGAACUCCUCAUGAGAAGGCAGGGGUUCGUGACAGACAGCACUCCGGUCACCGUGUUAAUCGAGAAAUUUCUCCCGCUCGAAUACAGGAAGCUCCUCAUCCCCGUCGCAACCAGCGGAAAUAAUGUCGUGCCUCAUCGACGGAGAUGAAACGUCCACGCAGAUCUCUCUCUCUCUUUCUCGCUCUCUCUGUCUCUCUCUCCCUCUCACACACUCGCAUAUCACUGUCCAUAAAUCUAAUUUACUUUGAUUUAAUGCCAUUAUUUUGGGUCUGAUUUUUACAAAAAAUAAUUUGAGCCUGUUCUAUUUAACCUGCCGAGGUUGCAGAUGGACACUAAAGGUCAAAAGUUUGUUUGUUUUUUGUUUUUGUAUUUUGUUCCCUUUGGACAUCUUGCUGAAGAUUAUAAAUAAAGCUUUGAAUAUGCUGCGGUACAAACGA